Oncorhynchus tshawytscha (Chinook salmon) is the source of this 3867-nucleotide messenger RNA. RefSeq names its product disintegrin and metalloproteinase domain-containing protein 11-like. Lineage: Eukaryota; Metazoa; Chordata; Actinopteri; Salmoniformes; Salmonidae. Gene Ontology annotation, molecular function: metalloendopeptidase activity. The record is from RefSeq and is a predicted model, not a curated record. The transcript has 26 exons. The coding region runs from base 402 to 2768 and encodes 788 amino acids. Gene Ontology annotation, biological process: proteolysis.
CCACUUCCCCAUAUCGCAGAUUCGCAUACACUCAUGCAUAUAUAGAGCUUACACACGCACAAUCCUGUAGGAUUUAUGCAUACGUGCACUCAAAUCUCCCCAUUUGACCUAUUCUACAUAAUCUAGGCUAAUUUGUCAAUUCCAUUAUUGAUCGGCUCUGGCAUAGGCCUAUUUGUUUUUUCAUUUAGUGAUAGAUUGGCUAUUUAAUUAAAUUGCCUGAUAUCGGUGAGACUGUAUGCUACGAGCUGAAUUGGAGAUGAGAGGACGAGCGUCAGCUGUCAACCAGAUUCAGUCGGUGUUUUUUCUCUCUCGCCAUAAUCGUUUGUGCGUCGGUUUUCUUUUUAUCUGCGCCUGUUACACGUAACGCACUCGAUGUUAAUUCGGGGGAAUAUGUGAACAUCAUGCUGGCGGUGUGGUGCUUGGUCUUUGCUGCAGUGGGCGAGAGGUUUGCCGUGUCAGUUGGCAGUUAUCAGGCCUCCCGCGUUACAGGCGGCGGAAGGUCGACUUUGGUGCGGGAUGCGAGUUUGUGGGAUUGGUUCUCGCCAGAGGAGCGGGGAGACAGCAACGACAUUGCGGCCGAAGUCACCUAUCCAAAGCGUCUGGUGCAACAGAUGGAGUCGAAGGAAGAAAUGUCCCAUGGCUAUUUGGAUACCCGCGUGAAGAAUACCACGGGAGGCACCUCGCCAGUCCAUUUGGCCCAGAGUUGUUUCCAGGUGGAAACCUUCGGACACACCUUCACCCUGGACCUGGAGUUAAACCACAACCUCCUGUCCUCAGACUACGUGGAGCGGCACUUUCACCAAGACGGCAAACCCUCGCAGUCUAUGGGAGGGGAGCACUGCUACUACCAAGGGAGGUUGAGGGGCUUACCAGAGUCCUGGGCAGCUCUCUCCACCUGUCUUGGCUUAUGUGGUAUGUUUUCUGAUGGGAUGUUCUCUUAUGGGAUUGAGCCUCUUUUCGAUGGGACCAAUCAGACUGAGGGGGCCCACCUAGUGCGUAGGAUGCCUGAUGUCAGACUAUCCCCAGACUGUCAAGACUGCACAGACAACAGGGAGGGGGAUAGAGCCAGAGGUAAUGGUGAUGAGCAGAUGAAGGAUCCCCGGGUCAGUGAGGUGCUGAGGCGCUCUAAGAGACAGCUGCCACGCAGGCCCACGGUGCAGUCAGAGACCAAAUACAUCGAGCUGAUGGUGGUCAACGACUAUGAAAUGUUUGUGCAGCUGCGACGCUCCACUACCCAGGCCAGGAACUUUGCCAAAGCAGUGGUCAAUAUGGCUGAUGCAAUUUAUAGGGAACAGCUGAACACACGCAUCGUGCUGGUUGCCAUGGAGACCUGGUCGUCGGCCAACAUGGUUCCCGUGGUGACGGACCCGUUGACGACGCUGCAGAACUUCAUGAAGUACAGGAAGGACAGUAUUAAGGAGCAAAGUGACGUCGUGCACCUCUUCUCGGGGCGUACGUUCCAGAGCAGUCGCAGUGGGACGGCCUACACCGGAGGGGUGUGCUCUCUCACCAGAGGAGGGGGCAUUAACGAGUAUGGGAAUGUGGGUCCUAUGGCUAUCACUCUGUGCCAGAGUCUGGGUCAGAACAUUGGGAUGAGGUGGAACAACAUACGCAGCUCUGCGGGAGACUGCAGAUGUCCUGAUUCUUGGCUUGGUUGUAUCAUGGAAGACACUGGAUAUUACCUACCCAGAAAGUUCUCUCGCUGCAGUGUUGAUGAGUACAUCCAGUUCUUGCUCCAGGGGGGCGGGAGCUGCCUCUUCAACAAGCCCAACAAGCUGUUGGACCCUCCUGAAUGUGGGAACGGCUUCGUGGAGACAGGGGAGGAGUGUGACUGUGGGUCUCAGCUGGAGUGUGCCCGUAGUGGAGGGGCGUGCUGUAAGAAGUGUACCCUGACCCACGAUGCCAUGUGCAGUAGUGGACUGUGCUGCAGUGGGUGUAGGUAUGAGCUGAGAGGAGCGGUUUGCAGACAGGCUGUGAAUGACUGUGACAUCCCAGAGAGCUGCACAGGAGACUCCAGCCAGUGCCCUCAUAAUGUGCACAAGCUGGAUGGAUACAUGUGUGACACCAGUCAGGGUCGUUGUUAUAGUGGUCGGUGCAGGACUCUCGAUGGCCAGUGUAAGGGACUUUGGGGCUACAAUUCAGCAGACCGCUUCUGCUAUGAGAAGCUGAAUGCAGAGGGCACAGAGAAGGGCAACUGUGGGCGGAGUCCUGAGGGCCAGGGAUGGCUGCAGUGCAACAAGCCGGAUGUGCUUUGUGGUUUCCUGUUCUGUAUCAAUAUGACGGUGAAGCCAAAGUUUGGGGAUCUGGAGGGGGAAGUGACCAGCCUUACAAUAUACCACCAGAACAAGUACCUGGACUGCCGAGGGGGCCAUGUCCUGCUGGAGGAUGGGUCAGACCUGGGCUACGUGGAGGACGGUACGCCGUGCGGCCCCAACAUGAUGUGUCUGGAGCGCCGCUGUCUCCCCGUGGCAGCCUUCAACCUCAGCACCUGCUCCGGCUCCACGCUGGGACGCACCUGCUCUGACCACGGGACAUGCAGUAACGAGGUGAAGUGUAUCUGUGACAGGGACUACACCGGGAAGGACUGCAGUGUCUUUGACCCCAUCCCUGACCCCACGCCGCCUGCCAACACGGAGAAGAAAGGUCCCAGUGGCACCAAUAUCAUAAUAGGGUCCAUCGCAGGUGCUAUUCUUCUGGCAGCUAUAGUCCUAGGGGGGACAGGAUGGGGAUUUAAGAAUAUCCGAAGAGGAAGAUCUGGUGGAGGAUAAGAUGUCUGUCCGUCUGUCUGUCUUUGUCUGUCUGUUCCUGUCUUUCUCUCACUCUGUGAUGUUUCCAAGUCGGAGAAGAGGGAAAAAGAACAAGUCUUCCACUCCUGUCCCGAACCUCUCCAGACCUCUUCUGUUAACAUCUCCUCUCCUGUCCACUUCCUGUCUCUCCACCUGUCUAUCUCCGGCCCCUCCUGGACAGUGUAGCACCUCCCACAUUGCAUACCAGCCAAUUAUAUUAUCCAAUCAGGAUAAAGUCUUUGCCACGGACAGAAUGAGAAGGUUGUUGUUGGUCCCUAGAGGGGCGUCAGGGUCUUCCUGCUUUCCAGCGACUAAGUAGUAUGCACUUCGGUGUCUGCGUACUGUAGUUCCCUUUCCUUCCGCUUAUGACAGUCCAAUGAAGAACAUGUCAACAGUGGACAAAUUCAGUAUGAGACAUGUCUUUCCAAUGCUUGUCUGGAAACACACUUCUGGCCGCUGUUUGAGAAUGCUGGACUGGCCCAGACCUGCCAUCUGAAAAACAAUUUAAAUCAUAAGAUGUUGUCAAAGAAACACAUAAAAACAAACAUUGAUCAAAGACUCAAGUGGCCAUUGGAUCAGUUGAACUGCCCCUUUCAGAGAGUCCUUGUCUGGUGACUGGAUGACAACCCAGAUUCAGACAUUAUCUAGUUACAACAACACGGAUGUGAUUCAAGAAGAGUCCUGUAUGGGACAUGUUGUGUACAGGCCAUUUCCAAAGAAAGAAGAGCAACUUAUUGUGAGAAUGACUAUGAAACAAAAGCAGUAGACCGUUCAAAACAUCAUGGACUGAUGUAGGGUUUAUGUAGAUUGUUCAUUCUUUGUUCCUGUCUGUUGAUGUAGGAAGGGGGAGACCCAAUGGUUUUGGGAUCAUAUUUAAAAUGCAGCAGAGACCGUAACUCAGUGUUUUCAACCGUAGAUCUACCAACACAACAUUCCACAUAGUGUUAGUUAACAGAGACUGUCUGUAUGUGUCUGUAUUCUAUUCGCCACCUUCUUAAGAGGCCCAAAGUGUGUAUGGUAAAGGAGGUCGAAACUCGUGUGUGUGUGUGUGUGUGUGUGUGUGUGUGUGUGAGAGCGUGUG